AUGGCGCCCAAGAAGGCAACGGCAGUUCGCUUCGUCGACUCUCAUCCUUUCCCCUCCAGCAAGCGAGAACAGGAACUUAUCCGGGCCGCAGCACGGUCUCAUGCUGCAACUGUGUCACACCCAAAAUACAGAAAGCAGGCUGCUGAGCAACCGGACGAAGAAUCCAGUGCUGCAACUCUCCCUAGUUCUUCAGAGCAAUCCUCAAGUGAAGAAGCGAACCCCCUUCCGCCGACACGCACCCUCGAUGAUCGAUCUGCUGAGGAAUCCCCCGCAGGAAGUGCUAAACUCCCGCAGAAAAUCAACCAGCAAAACAAACCCUUCCACAAGUAUCGCCUUGUUACGCAGAGUUUUAACGGCGGCAAAUCUACCAGAGACGCCAAUGUCGGUCGUAAGAGAAGGGAGAUUCAAGGCAAGCCAGAUGGAGAUCACCCGCAAGUGGUUGCACAGGGUUCCAUUCCCAUCUUCAAAGGAAACACUGAUCCAUUCAACGCAACAGUCAUACCAGUCAGUGCACUUGAGCACCUGUUACUUCAACAAGCUCGAGCACAAUCCAUGUUGAACACCUGGCCGUCGGAGAUAGCCUUGCGUCACAACCAUAGUGCACUGACGGCCGAAUCCUUGAAGAGACUACCAACUUUCAUCACAGACAAAGCUUCCAGCCAUGCACUCAUCUCCCACGCCUAUUACAGCAGUGGCAGCAGGCAGAGGAAUCGAGGCCAGCCGUAUGAGCAGACAUUUGCAUCCGCAGAAAAACACAAAUUCCAGGCCCUCAGAGCGCUGCAAGAGCUUCUUGAAUCGCAGCAACAGACUGGAGAUCCAACAAGAUUGUGGAAAAUAUUUUCGUCUUGCUGUUGGCUUGGAGCAGCCGAGAUGCUCAGUGGCAACAUUCACGCCGCAAUUGUUCAUCUGACCGCGUCAAAGAAAAUCGUCGAUUCCUUGGGCGGUUGGUCGGUUGUCGGGCGCAUGGAGAAGGAAAUCCUGCUUGGUGCCGUGGUUCUCCUUGCGGCAGCCCUACGCUCUCGCCCUGUGAUGGAUAUUGGCGAUUUUGACCCCGGGCCGUGGCGUUCACACAGCUGGAUCACCGAAUUGAAAGAUUCGCCUGCUUUGCUCGAAGAGGUCAAGAUUGCUUUCCCUGAGAGAGUUCCCUCGCCAUCUUCCUGCCCGACCACUAUUUCCCCGACCCUAAGAGAAAUAUUCGCCGACAUCAGGGAACUAUUGGCAAUCGAAGAGCUGAAGUUCAAAUAUGCGACUUCGAAAUCCUCAGGCACGACAGAGAUGUUCCGUUGGUCUCAUGCUCGUAAAAUCGCAGUUCGAGCUCGCUCUCUCCAUUACUGGUGCGACUUGAUCGAAGCGGCGAAGAAAGAUGGUAAGCCCAUGACCACAAUCUACGCAGCUGGCGGUCCGCCGUCGCCCGUCGCAUUUACUUUCGAGGCGGCAUUAUGCCUUGCCACGCGCUGUUUUGAUCGAUGUAUCUUCGAAGAGCACUAUCAGCCCGGUGGCGUUUUCCGUGAGAGCAAACGUUACCACGCGGAAAUGACUGCUGUCAUGGAAGCCCUGCGACCGGCCGCCGAAGACUUUUCUCUCGUGCGCGGCGAGAAUACAGGCGAUGUGCUGUGGAUCUAUUCCGUCGGUGCGUACCUCGAAGAUGUUUUUAUGCGCCCGGAACUGGCCAGAAAGGAGGAUCCGGUGCUGGCCCAGGGACGAUUUUUCAGCACUCGGUUCAGCUAUUUGGUCGCGGCGAACCUAGAGUUCGGCAGCUUUGAAGAUGUGACAACGUUCCUGAGGGAGAAUUAUCUUUAUUUCCCUCGGCUGCAGGACGACAGUUUGAGGAAACUGAUCGAAUUCUGA
Messenger RNA from Fonsecaea erecta, 1848 nucleotides. RefSeq lists its product as hypothetical. The coding region runs from base 1 to 1848 and encodes 615 amino acids. Lineage: Eukaryota; Fungi; Ascomycota; Eurotiomycetes; Chaetothyriales; Herpotrichiellaceae. The record is from RefSeq and is a predicted model, not a curated record. The transcript has a single exon.